GCUCAGCAGGAGUGAGAGAAAGAAACACAAGCUGCUGAGAGACACAAGAACCCCGUGAUUUUUCACAUGCGACGGUGUCAUGCGCCAUGGUGCCGAGGUGCAUCGGGAGCUGUGUGCCCUUAUUCGUGCUCGGAGUGGUUUUUGACGUGGUCGGCUUGACUGUGCUGCUCGUCGGUGCUCUCGCCGAUCUGCGCCUGGACGGCCGCUUUUACGGCGACUUUCUCAUCUAUACGGGCUCCCUCGUGGUGUUCUUGAGCCUCGUAUGGUGGGUGCUCUGGUACACAGGGAACGCAACGAUCCCCUCGGACGAUCUGGAGAAAAACACGCUGGACAAUCUGGCGCUGUGGGCGCGCAGAUUCUCCACAAGGCAAACUGGGGCCAAAUCCACGGAGGGGGGGGAGAAGAACAAGUGCGUGGGUACCCAAGAGCUGAUGAAUGGGUCCGUGCCUGUGUAUAUUCACAUUCCCACUAGGACGGCGUGGCAGAUCUCGGGCAUGGAGACCUACGACAACGCAGCUUUCGAAAGAAGCAUUGACAUGACAGCACCAAGUGGGAAAACAAUGGACCUGGAUAUUCUGAGGAACGGACGAAUAGAGAGACUUCUCUGAUCAACAAAACUUUAUCUAAAACAUUCUGGGUUUUUACUGGUUACCUCUGAGCUUUUCUGAUGGAGAUUUACAGUCAUGUUCUGUAGGUUUCUCUCCUCCAGUAUCAGUUGUUUGGAUCCAUGCAGUCAGCCUUUUCUGUACCCUUCAGCACUACAUAGGAUUUGUUCCACAGGAGCAGCUUCUGUUUACUCAGCACUUUAAUAUUAAUGCAUCUCUGGACUUGAACUUGAGUUGUGCUGAAGUUUUUGAACUCUUUUUGGGGGGUUUUAAGUCCAUCAAAUCAUUGUCAAAAUCGUAAUUGUGUUAUUUGUUUUCUUGUAAAGUUCGAAACACACAGUCACAUAUUCCUCUGCUUAAUAUGGCAAACGUGAGGGACGUGACAUGGCAACUAAAGUUUAGGAUUAGCUUGUCAUGAUGUCUUUAAGGCAUAACAAUUACUACACUAUCUCCACGAUGUUUUGGUUGCCUUUAGAGAGCUUACACUCUGAGAAAACAAAAGGAUUUGUAACUGUACCAUUCCUUGUACCUGGGACGGAAAUUUCAAGCAUACUAUUUUAUCUGUAUUUCAUAUAUAUUUCAUCUAUUUUACAUAGAAAGGUGCAUAUAGUGUACCUUUUUAUGCUUUACUUAACUGGUUCAAUUAUGUACCUUUGGUAAAUAUAGGUGUAAGAUACACACAAAAGAUGUGUCCUUGAGUGUUCCACCCUGUUGACAGACAAAGCUACAGUUAGCACUAGUUGCUUCAAGUGAAGUAACCGGAAUGGAAAUUUCUGGCUAAGGGGGGAAAAUGGCAUUAGGAGUGGCUUGUGACAGUUUGAUUUUCUACCAGCCGACAUUUCUUUCGGAUCAAGUAAUAAGUUAACUUUUAAUGAGGAGUUAAUGAGAGGUGAAAUCGUUGUUUACACUGGCACUCUAGCUCAGUAUCAGCAAAAAACUUUGAUGUCCCAUUAACUGUAUUUUGUAGGUGGAGCUUUAUAGUCAUGUUCUAUAGGUUUCUCUCCUCCAGAUCAGUAUCAGAUGUAUGGAUUCAGGCAUUUGACCUUCCAUACCAGCAGUACAUGUGAGCCGUUCCAGAAGAGUGGCUUGUGUUUACUCAGCACUUUUAUAGUUGUGUGCACAUACUUCAGAAUGAUUUCUGGAUCUUAUUAUUGCAUCUCUGGACUUGAAUCUGAGUGUGCUGAUUUUUUAACUCAAGCUGUUUCUGGGCGUGUGUUGUUCAUUCGAGGUAUAUAAUUAACCAAUAGGUUAUGGCGUACUUUGUACUCAAAACAUUUGCAUUAGUUUCAAGUGUAAUAAAUGGAAUUCAAAUGCCUGACAAGAUAAAAAAAAAAUGGAGCUGCUUGCGACAGUUUCAUUUUCUACCUUUGUACAAUCUUUCAGAUUGUAGUAAUAAGUUAACUUUUAAUAAUAGUUAUGAGGUGAAAUCAGUACGACUCUGGUGUUCUGUUCUGUUUUACAGGUGUCUUUUGGAAGAUCGACACUGGUUUUCACAGAAAUCAACUGCUUUUAUUCAGGGAACGGUGUCUUAAUAUUGCACACUGAUGCACAGAUUCUUUUUGUAUGUUCUUUAAACAGAAUAUUAUUUUUAUGGCUGAUUGUAUGUGAAUAUCUGUCUAUUUGAAUAUAUCUUUA
This is a messenger RNA of Hemibagrus wyckioides, 2240 nucleotides long. Its product is annotated as transmembrane protein 238-like. The transcript has a single exon. The record is from RefSeq and is a predicted model, not a curated record. Bases 87 to 608 code for a protein of 173 amino acids. NCBI's taxonomy places the organism in Eukaryota, Metazoa, Chordata, Actinopteri, Siluriformes, Bagridae.